Molecule: messenger RNA, 2430 nt
Organism: Paramecium pentaurelia
Lineage: Eukaryota; Ciliophora; Oligohymenophorea; Peniculida; Parameciidae
Source: the annotation of a GenBank genome assembly
AUGGAGGGACCAAAAAUAACAGUCGUAAUCAGAAAGAGACCAUUAGGGAAGAAAGAAUUAGCACGUGGUGAUUAAGAUAUUGUAUAAGUGAAAGAUUAAGCUACAGUAUUGUUGAGCGAGAUCAAGUAUGCAUUUUGAAAUUCAAUAUACUUUCUCUUUUUUAGGUAGAAAGUUGAUCUGACCAAGUAUGUUGAAUAGCAUCAUUUCAAUUUCGACUUAGCAUUUGAUGAGAGUGUAAAUAAUGAAGGAGUAUAUGCAACUGCAGUACGUCCAAUAAUUGAAGCAGCCUUUAAUAAAGCAAAGUGCACUUGUUUUGCAUAUGGAUAAACAGGUAGUGGUAAAACAUUCACAAUGCUUGGUGACCCAGAAGCUAAUGUACCAGGACUAUAUCUGAUGGCUAGUUAUGACCUAUUCAGCAUAUUAUAAAGAGUAAGUAACAUCACAAUUAUACAAAUAGCCAGAGUAUGGUCAUUUAUUUGUGACUAUUUCCUUUUAUGAAAUUUACUGUGGCAAAUUGUUUGAUCUCUUAAAUGAUAGAACUUAAUUGGCAGCAUAGGAAGAUGCCAAAGGUAAUGUUCAAAUAAAAGGAUUAACUGAAAAAAAAAUUCAAAAUGUUCAGCAACUUAUGCAAAUCAUACAACAUGGAUAGAACUCUAGAGUAACUUCUUAAAACUCUGCAAAUUCAGAAUCAUCACGAUCUCAUGCUUUACUUUAAAUUAAUUUAAAAUAAGGUAAGCUAGUUCAUGGCAAACUUUCUUUUAUUGAUUUGGCAGGUAGUGAAAGAGGAGCUGAUGUUAGAGAUUAAGAUAAAACUACUAGAGUUGAUGGAGCAGAAAUUAAUAAAUCUCUUUUGGCUUUGAAAGAGUGUAUUCGAGCUUUAGAUCUUAAUAAGAAUCACACUCCAUUUAGAGGCAGCAAACUUACAUUAGUAUUAAAAGAUAGUUUGAUUGGUAAUUGCAGAACUGUCAUGAUUGGUAAUAUAUCACCAAGUAGUGCUAAUAGUGAACAUACAUUAAAUACAUUAAGAUAUGCAGACAGAGUCAAAGAAUUAAAGAAACCAUAAGAAUAGAAAUCUGGUGGAGAUGCACUCAAUCGAGAAUUGAUGUUAGCAAGAACAGGUUUCAUUUUAUUUUUAUUACUUUAGAUUCUAAUGUGAUCCGUAAAGAAUAUAGAAAUCCUGAUUCUGAAGAUGAAGAAGGAGAUGAUUUAUAUAGUGGACCUCAAGGAUCUUAAGGUGGGUUAACUUAGAUGAACAAUUAGAAAUAUUAAUAAUAUAAUAAUAUGACAUCUUCAUAAUAAUACUAAUAAUAAUUUCAAUAUGCUUAAUAAUAAUAAUAAUAAUUACCUCCUUAACCAAUACCUUAAUAACCAACAAGAACAUUAUCAGCUAAUUCAUAAUAAUAAAUAUAAUAAUAACCAUAAUACAAUUAAUAAUUUACUAAUCCAUAUGCCAAAUAACCAUAAUAAUAAUAAUAAUAAUAAUAAUAAUUACCUCAAAAUCUUCCAAAAUCCAAAAGUGUUUAGUCAAAUCAAGCAUAAUAAUAAUAAUAAUCUACAUCCUAAACACAAUUGCCAAACUAAUAAUUUUUCAUGUAAUAACCAAUUAUGAAUCCAUAAUAACCUAAUAUUUAUUAAUAAUAACAAUAACCAAAUCUAUAGUAAUUCAUAAAUCCAUAACCUUAAUAACUUUAACCAUAGAUGUAUAGCAAUUUAUAAAAAUAAAAUAUUGCUCAGUAAAACCCAAUGCUAUAUUAACAAUAAUAAAAUCAAUUUCCAUAAUAAUAAUAAAUGUUCUAGCAAUAUCCUUAAUAAACUUAUAUCAAUAAUAAUAAUCAAUUUUAUUAAAAGUAAUAACCCUUAAUUCCUGGAAUGAAUCCUAUUCCUUAAUAGGCUAACAAUUUUAUGUAGCAUUAUUUAGAUAAUAAUUUAAAUUAAUAAUAAUAAGAUCCAUUUGUAAAUGAUGAUUUUUAAGGUGAAGAUGGAGACAAUCUAUUAUUGGAAGAAGUGGAUCCAGAAUAAGAAAUAUAAGAAUAAAGAAAUUAAUUAUUAUCUUAAUAACAUGAAGAAUUAGUAAGCAAAGUAUUGUAAGAAGAAGAUGAAAUCAUUGUAUUCCAUAGAGAUCAUAUUGAUGUUAUGGUUGAGAUAUGUAAAUCAGUAAUAUAAUCUUCAUUAUCUUCACUAGGAUAUGAUCUUAUUGAAUUCUUUGGAUCAGAAUCAAGUGGCUGUGGCUGAUUAUAUGGUGAAAUUAAAAUAGAAUUUACAAGUCAAAUAAUAGGCAAUCAAUGAUUUCAUAAACAAGCUUGGACAAUAUGAAUAAUUGUUAGAAUAAGUAUGAUUGUGUAUCUACUUUCUUUAGGAAGCUGAAUUAAAUGAAUAAUUGAAGGAGUUCGGAUUGGGUAAUAACUCAAAUUAAACAAAUAUAUAAUGAUA